Molecule: messenger RNA, 4092 nt
Organism: Osmia bicornis bicornis
Lineage: Eukaryota; Metazoa; Arthropoda; Insecta; Hymenoptera; Megachilidae
Product: scm-like with four MBT domains protein 1
Exons: 9
Coding region: 651-3386 (911 amino acids)
Biological process (GO): regulation of DNA-templated transcription
Cellular component (GO): nucleus
Source: RefSeq, a predicted model, not a curated record
AUGUAUACGAGAUUAGAAUAUAUAACGUGUAGUACCAAUUGUAUCGAUUUCUCAACGAGUCUGUAUAAUUUAUUCCAAAUAUAAUCUCGGUUUUAUCUAAUAUUAUACGAGCAGCAUCGUCAAAUGAGAUAUAACAAAUGUUAAAAUUCUCAUCAUUUAUUAAUAAAUCCUGAUAAAUAUUGCCAUUAAACUUUUGAACUAAUCGGCAAACAUAUAAGAAACGUUGAAAUGAAAAAUACAAUCUAAGGAAUGAUCGCGAACGGUGUCUCAUGCAUAUGAAAAGGAAAAUGUGCGAGCCUAAUCUUCAGAGGGAUACAUUUUACGUUUAUUGCGGAUAAAAAAGGAUAUAAGUGUUCGUACAAAGAACGUAUACACAGAAUAGAAGGACUAGUUGUUUCAUAAAAUAUGAUCGAGGGUAAUACAAAAUGUUGCCCAAUUCAAAGUAAGUAGCUCUGAUAUUUGGGACGAAUGCGCCAAGCUUACCGCACAAGAGAGAUAGAAAAGAACAGAGAAAGAUACGCACGGUAGACCAGUAUAGAGCGGCACGGGCAGCUACGAUCGACGAUACUAUUUUUCUUUAAAACAAGCAUUACACAAAUUAAAAAUUAAGCGCUCACUACGAAAAGGCUUUAUAAUAUUAUAACGAAACCAUGGAACCUUGCGAGAACCGAUCACAGGAGAAAGUACAAGAAGGUGAAUAUGGUUUCUUUUGGCAAGAUUAUCUUGAUGCUACAGAAAGCGUGGAAGUACCACAGAUUAUGUUUCCACAUGUGGAACUGACACUUCAAAGUGGUAUUGAAAUUGGCAUGUCCCUUGAAGUGCCAAUUUCAAAAAAUACAAAUGAAGAUAAUACUAAAUAUUGGGUUGCCUCUAUUGUGGUCGCAUGUGGACCUUUAUUACGCUUACGGUAUUAUGGUGGAGAUGAUAGGUCAUUGGAAUUUUGGUGCAACCUUACCAAAGAGGCUGCUCAUGAACUUGGUUGGUGUAUGAAAAAUGAUAAAAAAUUAGAACCACCUGAUGUUGUGCUUGAAAGAUCACCAGAUUGUAUGGAAAAAUUACCUGAAUUCCUAAAAACAGUCCGUACUGUUCCACCAGAAAUGUUAUCAGGAGAAGGUCUGAGUAUGACAGAAAGGAUCAAACAAGGCAUGAAAGUUGAAGUCAGUGAUAUACUACAUCCUUAUAAAUUAUGGGUAGCUACGAUUAUAGAAAAUGUAGGAGGAAGACUUCUUUUAAGAUACGAUACUCCUGGUUCAUUACGUAAAGAUUUUUGGAUGUUCUGUACUUCAGAGCACCUUCAUCCAUAUGGAUUUACAUCCAAAUCAGAUUCUAAUUGGUUUUUAGAGCCUCCUAGUUCCAUAGUGGAUCUGCAUACUUAUGAAGAAUGGAAAGAUCUGUUAGAAUCGAUACCAAAAAAUUAUGAUCUUCCAGAAGAGUUAUUUAAUAACAGUAUAAAACAUCCCAAGCACGAAUUUAAAGUUGGUAUGAAGGUGGAAGCUUUAAGCCCAACCAAUCAAAUAAACAUAUGUCCAGCUACUGUUAUUAAAGUGUUUGAUGAUACUUAUUUUCUUGUACAUAUUGAUACUUAUGAUGAAUUAUCAAAGGGAAUGGAUAUUGAAACAUGUAUGUACAACAGUACAGUAAAGAAUACUUGGCUUUGUACAGCAGAACACCCAUAUAUUUUUCCUGUUGGAUGGGCAAAAAAGCACAAUAUUAAAAUAGUACAUCCAAAUGGUUGGACUUCAAAGGAAGAAGAAUUUGAUUGGGAUGAAUAUUUAAGAGACACUCAAGCAAUUGCUGCAGAAGAAAAAUUAUUUCCUGAAAGGCAAAAUGCCAUUGAAGCUGGCUUCGAAUGUGGUAUGCGAUUGGAAGCAGUUGAUCCAGAAUACGAAAAUGUUAUUUGCGCCGCGCAUAUUACAAAAAUCGUUGACAAUCUCUUAUGGUUAAAACUAGAUAAUUAUGAAAACACGAAACCUGAACAUAUAGUUGACAUGCAUUCCUUGCAAAUAUUUCCUGUCGGUUGGUGCGAAUCUAAUCAUUAUCCGUUGAAACCACCAAAAGACUACAUAGAAGUUUGUAAAAAGUUACAAAUGCCUGAGAAAGACGACAAAAAGAAUAAUGUCCUGGAUAUACCAAUAUCUGAACCGCGCUCUUCGUUAUGGUGUCCAAAGAUAUAUUUCAACUACCGUUGUUUCACGGGUCCUAUGAUUUCCAAAGGAAAAUUAGCAACUUUACCGAAAGCAGUAGGACCUGGUCCCGUAAUAUUAGUCAUGAGAGAAGUAUUAUCAAUGAUUGUAUCCGUUGGCUAUAGAAGCGCUCGAAUAUUAAAGGUACUUCAAUGCGAUUCAAAACCGGAUCCUGGAUAUCAUUUAGAGGUCUUAAAAGCAAAACAUAAGAACAACACGUAUCGCGCCAGCGUUGCUGUUGUAACGUCUGGUGAUAUGGUAGCUGAUUUUUGUAAAAGUAUUUGUCGAAAAUUAAUGGUAUGCCCAAAUUUAUUUGGUCCUUUAUAUGUACCCGAAAAUGAAUGCCCAGAUAAAUGUCACAAGACGUCUAAAGCAAAAUUCACAGCAUCUAUGGGCACUGGAAGAAGGGGAAAACCAAAGGGUUAUACAAGUAUUAUGGUGCAGAAACCAAAACCAUGGGGUGGUAGACGAAAAAGGAGACGGGGUAGAUGGGCGAACAGAGAAAAGGAAGCGCACGAUGAUUACGAUCAAGAAGAUGAAAUGCCAUUUAUGUCGUUGGAUCUAGCUAAACACGUAUCAGGAAUUGAAGAAACGCUCGAUGGAAGACCACCGUUAUCCGAAAUAGAUAUAAUGAUCCAGAAAGGUCUAGAGAAAGGGGAAAAAUCUGAUGAAUUUAAAACCGAACCACCUUCGAGUAACGCAUCAGAAGAUUCUGGAAGUUCGUUUAAUGAUAACAGAAAAACAAAAGAUAGAGAAAGUCCUAGUAGUUUAAGUAACAAACAACAUUCGUCGAAAUAUAAUCAAAGUAAUACCAUUACUAGAGCAAGCAAGAGAGAACGUGAUUGGGAUACAAGUAUCGAGUCUGAUUGUUCGGAUGCAGAUGCAGAAUAUGUGAGAAUGCAGAAGAAACAGAGACGGCCAAAAACACGGAAGCUUGAUUCGAAUCCAUUAUUUUGGACCGUGGAUGAUGUUUUUAGAUAUUUGAGAAAAACGAAUGAUUGCAAAGAUUUAGCGUACCGAGUAAGACAAGAGGAAAUUGAUGGUCUGGCGUUUUUAUUGUUAAAUUUACCGUCGCUAACGCAACAUAUGAAACUUCGGACCAGUCUAGCAAUGAAACUUUGCCGUCACGUUGAACAGGUUAAAGUUACGUUCUUUUUACGGCACAUCAAUGAAACGGAACCAGAUCAGUAUCAAAUUGUAUAAUUUUAACAAUUAGGUAUUCAAUUCGUUAUAUUAUUUAUACGUAUAGUGUAAUAUAUUGCAUCAUGAAAGAUACUUGAUAUCCAGAUGUUUAUUGUAUAAUAAUGACAAGACGAUUUUUAUUUAUAUAGAAAUGCAAGACUGCAUUACUUUUAAAUAGAUAUAUAAAGUAUUAGUUAUUGCCCUGUAUAUUUAAAUUAUUUUUGUUAUAUAUUACAUUUUUAGAAAAAAAUUCUAUUAAUUAAGCUGAUUAAGAUAUAAUCGGAGAAAAGAGUACCUAAAAUAUUAAAGGAUAUUCUUUUUAAAAUUAUAUAAAAUUUGUACAAAAAACAAUCUUGAUUGUAAAUUUCUUUCUACCAUUAGUAUUAUUAUUAUUAACAUUUUUAUAAACUCGUUAAAUUUUUAUUUUGUACAUUGACAAUAAACAUACGAAUUCAUAGUUGAAAUGAAAGUUUGAUGUAGCGUGUGAACUAUGCUUUCAGUUCAACAAAUAGAUUUAAGUAGGACAUUCGUUUUCGCGUAGCGUAAUCUAAAUUUGCAACAAUGCUGUUACACGCUUUAUGCACUAGACUGUACUUUUUGAAACUCUGCCAAAUUAUUCGUACUACAGAUAGCAUGUUAAGUAUUUUGACUUAUAAACCACCAUUGUAACUUUCAUUUUAUAACUAUAAUGCAAAUAAAACCUAUGAUUUUUUAAGUACAUAUCAAA